This is a messenger RNA of Charadrius vociferus (killdeer), 1773 nucleotides long. RefSeq names its product tubulin alpha-1D chain-like. The transcript has 4 exons. Gene Ontology annotation, molecular function: structural constituent of cytoskeleton; GTP binding. The coding region runs from base 53 to 1333 and encodes 426 amino acids. Gene Ontology annotation, cellular component: cytoplasm; microtubule. Gene Ontology annotation, biological process: mitotic cell cycle; microtubule cytoskeleton organization. The record is from RefSeq and is a predicted model, not a curated record. NCBI's taxonomy places the organism in Eukaryota, Metazoa, Chordata, Aves, Charadriiformes, Charadriidae.
GGCAGGGGCAGCAGCUGUUUUGCUUAGAUCUUAGCAAGCCUCCAGUCUCACCAUGAGGGAGUGCAUUUCCAUCCACAUCGGGCAGGCUGGCGUGCAGAUGGGCAAUGCCUGCUGGGAGCUGUACUGCCUUGAGCACGGGAUCCAGGCGGAUGGGACGAUUCCUGGCCCCAAGCAGGUGAAACCUGUGGAGCUGAAUUCCGAACAAGUGGAUUCUUCUUUUGAGACCUUCUUCUGUGAGACAGCAUCUGGGAAGCACGUGCCCCGAGCAGUGUUCAUAGACUUGGAGCCCACUGUCAUCGAUGAGAUCAGGACUGGGCCCUACCAUGCGCUUUUCCACCCUGAGCAGCUCAUCAGUGGCAAGGAAGAUGCUGCCAACAACUAUGCCCGCGGCCACUACACCAUUGGAAAGGAGAUUAUAGACACUGUCCUCAGCAGAAUUCGUAAAAUGGCUGACCAGUGCAGUGGCCUCCAAGGGUUCCUGGUCUUCCACAGCUUCGGGGGAGGCACAGGCUCCGGGUUCACCUCCCUCCUCAUGGAGAGGCUCUCUGUGGAGUACAGCAAGAAGUCCAAGCUGGAGUUCUCUGUGUACCCAGCCCCACAGGUCUCCACAGCAGUGGUGGAGCCCUACAACUCCAUCCUCACCACCCACACCACCCUGGAGCACUCGGACUGCUCCGUGUCCUCCAUCACGGCCUCCCUGCGCUUCGAUGGGGCCCUGAAUGUCGACCUGACGGAGUUCCAGACCAACCUGGUGCCGUACCCCCGCAUCCACUUCCCACUGGCCACCUAUGCCCCUGUCAUCUCGGCCGAGAAGGCUUACCAUGAGCAGCUCUCGGUGGCCGAGAUCACCAAUGCCUGCUUUGAGCCGGCCAACCAGAUGGUGAAGUGUGACCCGCGGCACGGCAAGUACAUGGCAUGCUGCCUGCUGUACCGCGGGGACGUGGUGCCCAAGGAUGUCAAUGCCGCCAUUGCCACCAUCAAGACCAAGCGCAGCAUCCAGUUUGUGGACUGGUGCCCCACUGGUUUCAAGGUGGGCAUCAACUACCAGCCGCCCACGGUGGUGCCCGGGGGGGACCUGGCCAAGGUGCAGCGUGCCGUGUGCAUGCUGAGCAACACCACGGCCAUUGCCGAGGCCUGGGCCCGCCUGGACCACAAGUUUGACCUGAUGUAUGCCAAGCGAGCCUUUGUGCACUGGUACGUGGGGGAAGGCAUGGAGGAGGGGGAGUUCUCCGAGGCCAGGGAGGACCUGGCUGCCCUGGAGAAGGAUUAUGAGGAGGUUGGAAGGGACUCAGCAGAUGGAGAAGAAGAUGAGGCUGAUGAGGAUGAGUAUUAACAAACUGCAGUCUGUUCUUAAUGAAGUCAAACCUCAGAUGAAAUACAAACCCGCUGUCAUCAGGCUAAACUGGUCCUGAGUGCCUGGAGGUGCUAAAGGAUUAUCCUGAACCUCAGUGCUACUGUUUGACGUAUUAUACCUUUUCUGCUUGCAUAGUCUCUGUGCUCAUAGCGCACUUCUGUAGCAUGGGCGUCUCAAGCUUUAUCACGCUGCUCUUUAUCGAUGAGUGAAGCUGAAUAGGUGCCUGGCUUAGUGCUGGGGGCGCAUCCUGCCUGGGCAGAGGAUCCUGGUUCCUAGUCCAGGGGAAUGUGGCAAGCUGCCUGCUUUGGCUGGAAUGGCAAACUCUUGCUCUGGCUUUUACUGUAAAAGCACCUUUUAAUUAGAAAUGUACCUGUACACUUCUAUGCAACCCUUUUGUAUUUGAAUAAAGACUUUUUUUU